Peniophora sp. CBMAI 1063 is the source of this 1428-nucleotide messenger RNA. Lineage: Eukaryota; Fungi; Basidiomycota; Agaricomycetes; Russulales; Peniophoraceae. The record is from the annotation of a GenBank genome assembly.
AUGCGCUUUUCCGAACAAACCCUCGAGCGCGACUGCGAUCAGCAAGUCACACCACCGCGUUUGUUUAGUCGCGAAGCCUUCGCGCCUUCCGAAGAUGAUGCUCCGAAAGCGAAGUCAAAGGGGCGUCAGGACUAUAGGAUCAAACACGCACUGAAGCCGCCGCGGUCAACGACAUAUACCGCCCAGUCACUCUACGACCAAAUAGUGGAUGGAAGCAUCAACCUGGGCCCAGAAUAUCAGCGAGACGUUGUGUGGAGCACGGAAAAGCAGAUAGGCCUGAUAGACUCCAUCUUUCGCAACUUCUACAUCCCGCCACUCAUCUUCGCCGUUUCAACGCACGAGGAUGGCACGGAGGCGAGAACAUGCAUCGACGGAAAGCAACGUUUGACGUCUAUUCAGAAGUUUAUGGAUGGUCUGAUAUACCAUCGAGACCCUGACAACGCCCGCGACAAGUAUUACUUCACAAAUCCCGUCAAGAAUGCAGCCCAGCUUCCCGGCAAGUACAAGAACUUGUUCGGGACCAAGCAGAUCGUCUGUAUUGAGUACUUCGAUCUUGACGAGAACGACGAGCGCGAGAUCUUCAGACGUGUCCAACUGGGUAUGGCUUUGAACGACGCAGAGAAGAUGAAGGCCCUCGCACGGAAUCGCAAGACCGACCUCGUUCAAGACCUCACCAACCUAUACACCGAGCGCUUAGCAGACCUCGGCUUUCGCACCGCGCGCGACACCGUGUUUCGUUGGAUUGCUACGGCUUGCUAUACAAUCCGGAGAGGCACGGAAAUAACGAACUCGACGACGCCCACACAACUGAACAAGUGGUUGGCCGAAGAAGGUGGGAAACACGCUAUGACGGAGGUGAUGGCCGAGGGCAUCCGCGAGAGCAUGGAGAAAUUCAUGGAUGUCAUCGAGAUGCCAGGCGCGAUGGAAGUCAAGUCAGGACCGGCUCAAAAAUCGCUUGCGCCUGUGGAUUUCGUGAUGUGUAUAUACCUCGUGUAUACAUUGCGCGAAGAGUUCUCGACGGAGGCCCUCUAUCGAGCUAUCAAACAAGGCCGACAACGCGCUCGUGACGGGGCGGAUAAUGUUAUGUACAAUAGUAAUACGUGUCGGAGGUACUACGACUUCGUGGAGAAGCUGCAAGAUUAUGGUGAGGAAGCGCUGGAGAGCGACGACGAGAUGGAUGUCGACGAUGCGCCACAACCUAAGAAGCGUAAAGUGGCGAAGCGCAAGCGAAGGGAGCCUUCUUCCUCUACUUCACCGGAGCCCGAGCCGGCACCGCGGACCAGUCGGGUCACUUCUGCGAGAGCGAAGAAAGCCGCUGCAACCAGCAAGUCCCCAGCCAUCAAGACGCGGGCUUCACCUCCCAUACAAGGGAACGGGUUCAGUGGUCUCGCAUCCGCUUCUACCGGAGGGAGAGCGUCUAAUCGUUGA